Pseudoliparis swirei is the source of this 3453-nucleotide messenger RNA. RefSeq names its product adenosine A2b receptor (gene adora2b). Gene Ontology annotation, cellular component: membrane. The coding region runs from base 353 to 1435 and encodes 360 amino acids. NCBI's taxonomy places the organism in Eukaryota, Metazoa, Chordata, Actinopteri, Perciformes, Liparidae. Gene Ontology annotation, biological process: G protein-coupled adenosine receptor signaling pathway; adenylate cyclase-activating G protein-coupled receptor signaling pathway; vasodilation. Gene Ontology annotation, molecular function: G protein-coupled adenosine receptor activity. The record is from RefSeq and is a predicted model, not a curated record. The transcript has 4 exons.
AUUUUUUUUUUACUGGAGCACACUCCGGGGGCCAGUCCAAAGCAACUCGGGGACCGGAUUCGGCCCGCGGGACGCCUAUUGAAGAGCCCUGCCAUACACCAAAGGAUAAACGCCCUGUUUUAUAAAUAAUGCGCACCAGGCACCAGCGGUGAUUGAGAAUUGUGCGACACACUGCGCUGCGGAUCUACGGAUGCCGCUGAAGCUCUCGCAGAGAGACGAUGUCCUGGCUCAUUAAGAUGGCUGGUUCUGCAGCUCACACUUGUGGGAUAUUCCUGCACUACAGCAGAAAGACUUAUUUUCUCCUCUGUGACUAGAAGCAAGCGCGUGUGCGUGUGGACGACCGUCCUCUGUUAUGCUCAGCCUGCAGGUUUUAGUUGCUGAGAUGAAUCCGCUCUACAUCGUGAUUGAAGUGGUCAUUGCUGUUCUCUCCAUAUCGGGCAACGUGCUGGUGUGCUGGGCCGUCGCGAUCAACACCACUCUGAAGAACGCCACCAACUACUUUCUGGUGUCUCUGGCUGUGGCUGAUAUUCUGGUGGGGUGCCUCGCCAUCCCCUUUGCAAUAACCAUCAGCCUCGGCAUACAUCUGGACUUCUACGGAUGCCUCUUCUUGGCCUGUUUUGUCUUGGUACUGACACAAAGCUCCAUCUUCAGCCUCCUGGCUAUUGCUAUUGAUCGAUAUGUGGCCAUCAAAAUUCCUCUGAGGUACAAGGAGCUGAUGACGGGGAAGACGGCCAGAGAGAUCAUCGCCAUCCUCUGGAUCCUCUCCUUCGUCAUCGGCCUCAUCCCCUUCUUCGGCUGGAACUUGAAGUCCAAGAGCUGCGGGAACAGAAGCUCCGGGGCGGACAACGCCACGAGCGCCGGCCUCGCGUCGGAGCCGAGGGCCGCCGGAGACUUCCUUCAGAGCUGCGAGACCAAGUGCUUGUUUGAGAGCGUGGUCGACAUGCAGUACAUGGUCUACUUUAACUUCUUUGUGUGCGUGCUGCCCCCGCUGCUCAUCAUGCUGGGCAUUUACCUGAAGAUCUUCACCGUGGCCAGGAAGCAGCUGAGGCUGAUCGAGCUCAAGUGCGUGGGCAACGGGGACAGCCAGAACCACGGGCUGCUGCAGAAAGAGAUCCGGGCGGCCAAAUCCCUCUCCAUCAUCGUGGGACUGUUCGCCGUCUGCUGGCUGCCCGUCCACGUCCUCAACUGCAUCACGCUGUUUUACAAGCAGCCGCAAAAGCACGAGAUCGGCAUGUACGUCGCCAUCAUCCUGUCGCACGCCAACUCCGCGGUCAACCCCAUCAUCUACGCUUACCGCAUCCAGGACUUCCGGAACACCUUCCGCAAGAUCCUGACCCGGCACUUCCUCUGCCGCCGGGAGGAGCCGUACCUGAGCUCCAACGGCAGCAGACGCACCAGAGACCAGAUCCACGUGACCAUCGACCCUCUGCUAUAGAGAGAGCUCCAUGUGUCGCUUUCAUUUACACUGAGGUCGAUAUGUUUACAGAGCGAGGGCAAGAUGUGAAGAACCGAUGUCAAACGCGCCUUGAAUGUGGACAUUUAUUUAUGAGUCAGGCAGUGUGAUGUUGAGUGGAGAGUCUUAUGUGACCCUUUUAUUGUGAAGGAUUUCUGACUUUUAUGUCAUGUUGAAGCUAAUUGGAUUUGUGGACUGUGAAAGGAUCCAAACUACAUUCUAAGAUGCUAUUUAUCUUUCUGAAUCUCAACUCUAAACACUCCUUUUUGCUCUGGUAUUUUAUGUCAGUGUUUUAAUUUAUUUAUUUGAAGAUCAAAAUCACUUUGUGUGGCUAGAUUUGUACUUGUGGAUCGACAGUGGUAGUCGUCCAUAUUUAGGUUAUUUCUUGGCUGGUUUCCCCUCCGUAAACUCACGACCGUCACUGGAUCGAUAUACAAGAAGGUUUUCUCUAUCGAUACUAUUUUUAUAGCAGAGAUGUGAGUUAUUGCUUCAACUAAGUGCCAGUGUUGUUCCGCUGCUACACCUGCGUCGACAGCGGGAUCAGAAACGACCCUCAGACAUACUUAAUUACAAGUGGGGAGGAGAUGCAGGACACGAGACAGGAAGGCGUUGCCCGUCCCGUGAAUCAUCUCCCGUCCCCAAAUGACCCCCUGUGGCUCAGAACAUUGUUGUGGCCCCUAAAUAAACAGCACGAGUCACACAGACCCAGACAAAAGAAGCAGUUUAGCGAAACACACCGGCGGCGGGGCGCCAUAUCGUUUCCAUGUUGACAUUUCUUCAGCCAAAAGCUCAGGAAGUGGGGAGAUGAUGGGAACCUUUAUAGAACAUGGCAUUUUGCUUUGAGCCGUCAACGGCACAUUUGACACUUCAAAUCAAUGCAAUUUACGUUUCUCUGCCCUCCUCACCCAAGCUUCUGGUACACAUGUAUUUAAUGGCUUACAUCGCAUAAAGCACCAUUUACAUUGCCCCCCCCCCCUCUCAGACACAGCUGGGCCCCCGAGGCUCUCAUCGGUCCUCCAACAAGCUGCAGGGUUCAAAGACGCACUUUCCUUUGUUUAAGACGCUCCUGUUUAAAGGAACAAGCCUCGAAAACAUGUUGCACUAAGGACUCAAUUUGCUUUACUCUCGAAUGCUAGUAAAAGAAUGUCCAGCUGAAGCCCAAAUAAAACAUCAUUUUGAAUCAGGUAACAAUGAUGAAAUGUUUUCUGAGGAACAAAUUCUUCCUCCUUUGCACUCGACGGUGCUCGUCUGCAGCGUCGAGGUUUCACAAUCUUGAGCUUUGUCCGUUUCUCUUGGUCAUCGGCAUUAUUGUGAAUGCUCCGGUGAGCUUAUACAACUUAAUACAUCUGCGUGGGGGUGAUUAAGCACACACACUAAAUGAAUUAAAGCAGUUUUGUUUGGAGCGUAACUUGAGAAAAAAAAACAAAGGUCACCUCGGAGCUUAACUACACAAAUCAAAACACAUUGCACUGAUAUUUUGUGUGAUUCCCCGUUGGGUGGGCUUUAUUGGUGGUCGUGUUGGUGUUUCAGAAGCCUCCGCUGCUUCACCGUCGCCCGUCAUUUGCCGUUGUGUCCAGUGUCCCACCUCUAACGAACUCCAAGGGCUAAAUACAGGAGUGUGCCAAAGUUUUAGUACAUUCCAAUGGAGACAUCGAUACUGUAACCGCGCUGUACUGUUGUGUCAAUGUCUGUGUUUAUUGAUGUGUAACAAUACGUACUGGAGGUGUCCAACUUUCUACAUUGAUGUCAAACAAUUGCCUUCUUUUGUGAUUUUAAAAAGGUGAGAUGGACAAUACCACGUUGAUCCGGUUCAACAUUCCUGCCUCUCAUCCCGAAGCCCAUCAGUCUGUCGUAUGCUACGUGUUGAGGCUCCGCCUCCCGAGAGGCCAUUCUGUCUGAACUGCAAGUGCGAACCGAUACUGCUAUUUAACAUGAUGCAACCUGUAUGUAUGGUGAAUUAUUUUGUUGAUAAAAGGCAAUGUUUAUAUUGUCACAGAUCA